Ficedula albicollis (Collared flycatcher) is the source of this 1459-nucleotide messenger RNA. It is a transcript of the gene NEK2, whose product is annotated as NIMA related kinase 2. The record is from RefSeq and is a predicted model, not a curated record. The coding region runs from base 68 to 1270 and encodes 400 amino acids. NCBI's taxonomy places the organism in Eukaryota, Metazoa, Chordata, Aves, Passeriformes, Muscicapidae. Gene Ontology annotation, molecular function: protein kinase activity; ATP binding. Gene Ontology annotation, biological process: chromosome segregation; protein phosphorylation. The transcript has 9 exons. Gene Ontology annotation, cellular component: nucleus; cytoplasm; centrosome.
GUGCCGCAAGGUGCGCCGCAAGGCCGACGGCAAGAUCUUGGUAUGGAAGGAGCUGGACUAUGGCGCCAUGACGGAGUCGGAGAAGCAGAUGCUCGUGUCGGAGGUGAACCUGCUGAGGGAGCUGCGGCACCCGAACAUCGUGCGCUACUACGAUCGCAUCAUCGACAGGAGCAGCACCACCCUGUACAUCGUCAUGGAGUACUGCGAUGGGGGAGACCUGGCCAGCCUGAUCGCCAAGUGCGCCAAGGAAAGGCAUUUCUUGGACGAAAGCUUUGUUCUCCGGGUGUUGACUCAAUUAACACUGGCCUUGAAGGAGUGUCACCGGCGGAGCGAUGGUGGAGUCACUGUGCACCGUGACCUGAAACCAGCAAAUGUCUUUCUAGAUGGCAAACAGAAUGUGAAGCUUGGAGAUUUUGGACUAGCUAGGAUAUUGCACCAUGACACCAGCUUUGCCACAACCUUUGUUGGCACUCCAUAUUACAUGUCUCCAGAACAAAUGAAUUACAUGUCAUACAAUGAAAAAUCUGACAUCUGGUCACUAGGAUGCCUCAUGUAUGAAUUAUGUGCUCUCUCGCCUCCAUUUACAGCUUGCAACCAAAAGGAACUGGCAGAAAAGAUAAGGGAAGGGAGGUUCAGGCGAAUACCAUAUCGUUACUCAGAUGAGCUGAACAGCCUUCUCAGGGAGAUGCUGAAUGUAAAGGAUUACUGCCGACCUUCUGUUGAAGAUAUUCUGCAGCACCCCUUGAUAGAAGCUGUGGUGACAGAAGAACAAAAACAGAAUUUUGAUAAAAGAGGUUUGAAACCAUGGGAGCCAGAAAGGGUGCAAUACUCAGAAGCUGCAAUGAAUGAGCUGAAACGGAAGGAGCAACAGUUACAGGAGCGAGAGCAAGCCAUUAAAGAGAGAGAACAACGUCUGGAGCAGAGAGAACGGGAACUCUGUGUUCGGGAGAGACUGGCAGAGGACAAACUUGCUAGAGCUGAAAGCCUGCUGAAGAGAUGCAAUCCCCGCCCGAUGUCGCAGGAGGUAUGCGCGGAAGGUCCAGAUAACGCACUCGCGCUUCCCUUUUCUUCAACCAAGAAGAGCUCACUGCUUGAUGGAAGUCAAGAGAAAGCUGUGCCUCCUCAUAAUAUGGAAAACUAUUUCCUUUCCAAAGGGAAAAACUCUGAUCUCAAAAGCCGUCUCUAUGCUGCAAAUCUACGGGCUCAAGCACUGGCUGAACUGGAAAAAAGCUAUCAACUAAAGAGCAGACAAAUCCUGGGCAUGCGUUGAAACUGUAACAUAUAUUUAUCUUUGAAAAGAAGAUUAAAUGUAUAGGCAGAUACUUGUGCCUCCCUCUCUUAAGCUAGAACCUACUGAAAAAUUAUUUUAACAGUUGUACAAACUCUUAGUUUAGACAGGUAGUUUAUGAUAAAUGCAUAAUAUGCUAUAUUAUGAGAAUAGGUACUUUUGAUACAAAAU